Messenger RNA from Pundamilia nyererei, 3698 nucleotides. It is a transcript of the gene wipf2b, whose product is annotated as WAS/WASL interacting protein family, member 2b. Bases 280 to 1785 code for a protein of 501 amino acids. NCBI's taxonomy places the organism in Eukaryota, Metazoa, Chordata, Actinopteri, Cichliformes, Cichlidae. The transcript is spliced from 9 exons. Gene Ontology annotation, molecular function: actin binding. The record is from RefSeq and is a predicted model, not a curated record.
UAUUAAAGGGAAAUAGGUUUAAACUUGUAAUUGUGUAAUAAGAAUGGCAGAAUGCCGUUAUUUUAGUGAGCAUGCGCAGGUGCAGCAGCAGGUCACGUGUUCUUGUAGAGAAAAAUAAAGAAAUCUCUGCAGAGCUGAGGCUAACGGCGGAGUUACGGUCCUCACGGCGGAGACUCCGGGAGUGAGAAAGCAGCCAGCGAACCGAGAGAAGCAUGAGCUAGGCCACAGAGACGCGGUGACGCUCACAGGUGAUCAGGUGUGUGUUGUAUCAGCUGCAGAAUGCCCAUCCCUCCUCCACCUCCUCCUCCACCUGGGGGACCCCCGGGACCCCCGCCUCCCCCCACCUUCAGCCAGGCUAAUACCAGCCCCCCGAAGCUGAGCAAGGAGGAGGCCAAAGGUCGUGGCGCGCUGCUGUCGGACAUCUGCAAAGGCGCCAAGCUGAAGAAGGUGGCGGUGGUAAACGACCGCAGCGCCCCGCUGCUCGACAGUAAGACUCAGACACCAAAGAGCCAAACAACCCCCACUGAGCACCCAUACAUUCGCUUAUACCAGUACCUACACCAGCAGCAGAGCCUGCCCAAACAGCAGGGGGCGCCGUCUGAGGAGCAGAAGAAGACAGUUGGAGAUAAGAGCCCCACGCUGUCGCUGGAGAAGCCGAAAGGAGGUGGAGCAGCAGCUGCAGGAGCCAAUGGAAGCGGAGCAGGCAGUCCAUCUGGUUGUGCUGCACCAAUCGGAGGCCUGUUCACAGGCGGAGUUCCCAAACUGAGGCCAGUCGGAGAUGGCGCCGUCGGUCGCUCUCCCUCCACUCGGGCUGCUGCGCCCCGCCCUCCCAGCCAUCGCCAUGAUGAUGCAGAGAGCCCCUCCCCUCAGGCAUCAUCACCCAUGGAGACAUCUCGCAUGCCGCGUCCUUCCCUCCCCAACCUGUCUUCAUCCCCUUCUCCCUCUUCCCCCUCCUCUACAGCCUCAUCCCCCUCCACCGGCAUGAAACACUCUUCCUCUGCCCCUCCUCCACCCCCUCCCUUAUGUCGCAGAGGUAACGCCCCCUCCCCUCCCACCUCCGCUUACAACAGAGAGAAGCCCCUUCCCCCCACCCCCAACAACACCCCUCCACUGCCCUCCAAACCCCCACCAUCUCCUAGCAACAGCAGGCGCCCUCCUACCUCGGGAGGAAACCCUGUGUCGUCCUCCUCUCUGGCCCCGCCCCCUCCACCAUACCGCAUCACUAACGGCCCAGGUGGAGAGGCAGCACCCGAGCUGCCACAGCGCCACAACUCACUCAGCAACAAGAGGCCCGCCCCCUCACCAGGGGGCCACACCCCUUCCAGAGGCCCUGCCCCUCCACCUCCUCCAGCGUCACCUACACCCUCCCAGCAGGGUGCCAACAGGCCACCACCCCCUGUUAGAGAGCCGCCAGGUAGAGGAGCAGCUCCUCCGGUUCCGGUCCAGACAUCCUUGAGGGCUGGUGGCAGAGAAGCCCCGCCUCCCCCUCCUUACAGGACACAUGGUAGCCCCUCCCUCUCUUCCGAUCCCCCGACCCGAGGAAAACCUCCUCCCCCGCCCACCCGCACCCCAGCCGCUCCUCCCCCGCCUCCCCCUCCUCUCCGAAACGGGCACUCCUCCUCCGUCCCUCGCUCGUUUGCGGAUGAUUUUGAGUCCAAGUACUCGUUCCAUCCUCUGGACGACUUCCCUCCUCCGGACGAGUACAGACACUUCACCAAGAUCUACCCGAGCAAGGCCAACAGAGUGAUGCGAGGAGCUCCUCCCCUUCCUCCGGUCGGGAGGUGAACCAGGAAGAUCACACCCUGGACCACACACACACACAGACACACACACCUUACAUCCAUCAUCCUGUCUGAAGUCUGCGGCGUUCCGGCUUCGUCAUCCUCGCCUUCUCCAUCGCUGCCUCAUCUAUGCUCACAGCUGAUUGGCUGAGAGAGGUCUGACAGACUGACGAGUCUCAGAGAGAUGGCGGGAGGAAGCACUGAGGAGCCUGAUUUAAAGGGCCAGUACGUCCGUGCACGAGUCCUCCGAGAUAAAUGUGAAGCUUGGGAGGCGCUGAGCCUCCUCUCUGCACCGUUUUCAUGUUUUUAGUUUUGCACCGGCACUUUUUGUUUUCACAGACGUCUGCACGGACGCAGGACACAAGAACAAAGUCACUCAGUGAAUGAGCUGAAAGGAGCCGCUCGGCGUUUUAGGAAACCUUCUACAAGGAGCUGAUUGACAGGAGACUCGUCGUGUCCCUGAGACCAUGACGAAACGUUGAGUCGCUCCUUUAACGAGGCUUCAACUCAUGUUUCCUGUAGGAAGCUGGAUCGGGACCUGAACGGAACUCACUUCCUGUGUGAGGAGACACGAUGGCAGCGUAACGGCUUCGUCAUCGUCACCUGCUGUGGUGAUGUCAUUGACCUCUUACUGAGACUGGAGCUGGUCCGUGAGCAGGCGGGUCUUUAAGUGCCAAGUGGGAGUAACUCAUCUGGGAUCAGCUGACUCCUGCUGCAGGUCAUCAGCAGCUUAUACCAUGUUGUGGACUGUGUGGGGGGGUGAUGGAACAAACCAUCACAGACAGACUGGAAGUCUCCCACCUGCAGCGAGGACUUCCUUCCUUUUUUCUUCCCUGUAACUACAGACUAAACCUGGUGCAUGUUGUCUUUAUCUGAGCUGUGUGUGCGUGAGAGAGCACAUUUCUUUUUUUAAAGUGUUAAAUAAUUACCCAUGAUGCAGAGCGCGCAGGUGUGAGCAGCAGGUCGACACUCGCUCUGAUUUCAGGAGCUGAAUCUUGAGUUUUAUUUGAGGUUCAAAUCAGGAAGCUGACGAUGUAAAAUAAUCUGAGAGCGACGAAGUCGAGAAGUCGCGAUGAAGAUUCACACAAGUAAAAAUGAUACUAAUGAAAGUUGUUGGAAUAAUUUGUCAGUAGAAAUGCUUUAAUGUUUGAUGGGAUAAAACAUUUAAUUCAAAAAAGCUCUGAAAAUAAUUUUGAUUUAAUGCUCGAGUUGAUUAAAAUAAUAAAAUGACAUUUAGAGAAAAUGAGGAGAUUUCUGGAAAUGAAGUCAGAUUACAUUUCUUUGAUAAAGCUGAAAAAGAGAAACUAACGUGUAAAAUCAGGAUGUUUUCAUUUACCUCGUUUUCUCUAACGUGUCCGUGUCACACUCAUGUUUCCAGUUUCUUGUGACUGUUUCGAUGUUUUUAAACGUACGUUCAUGUUCGAUGACUCGUUUUGUUUGUCACAUGAAGCCUUUUCCCCGUCGCGUCCUGAAUCCUGGUCACGUGACCCAUGAGCGGUUUGAGACUGAAUCUGUUGUGGUGCUCAGGUUUGAGGUGUUUGCGGUCAGAGCAGAUUUCGGCUCUUCUUCUUCUCUGGAUCUUCGCUUGCGGUCCUGCAGCAGCAGAAUGCGGCUCAGUCUGCACCCUUCGUUCCAUUUUAUAGCAAACUGUCUGAUUUUGUCUUCUUUGAUGAUGCAUUUUGAACUGCAGCAGAGCCUCCUGCCCCAUGCCUGCUGUGUUCUGCCUUACACACAGUUAGACUCUGUAAAGAAACGACUAAAAGCUGUAACAAAGCGACCCGUGUGCUGCAGGGUGGUGGUAGUGAUGGUAACCGUAGUGACGAUAGUGUCGGGCUGUCCUGCAGCUUCACUGAGGCUGAACCUUCAGUCCCAGUUUAACAGCAUGCUCCUCUGCUCUCAAUAAACUCCUCAGCGACU